CCAGGCGGUCGCACAUUCCACGUGCCAUAGCCGUAACCACAACCUGCCAGCCGUUUAAAGCCAAACUAAAAAACGAACCGAAACUGCCUUCACAAAGUACCUAAACCAAACGUAAAUAGCUGCCAAAAGAAACCAAAACCGCCGUUCCCCGGAAAAGAGAUGAUGGGAUCGCCGGGAUCCCAAGCGUCCGCGAUCGCGACCUCGGUCGGAAUCAGAAGCGGGCGGCGGGGUCAAGCGGGUGUGUCGCUGCUCCUGCGCCUCCUUGCCGUGACCUUCGUCCUCGCCGCCUGCCACGCACCGCUGACCAAUGCCAAGCAAAUCUCAAAUCUUGACGAUGACCAAGAUUUUAUCCUGGCGGAUGAUGUGUCGCUGCAGGGCAUCAACGAUUCCGAGUGGCAGCCCACGGGUGAUGACAUUGACGACGGCCUUCUGGACGACGUCGAUGAGACACUGCAGCCCAUGGAGACCAAGUCCGAGGAGGAGGACUUGCCCACUGGCAACUGGUUCAGCCAGAGUGUCCACCGCGUUCGCCGUUCCAUAAACCGUCUAUUUGGUGCCGAUGACAAUCAGGAGCGGGAACGACGACGACAGCGUGAGCGGUCGCAAAGGACUCGCGAUGCGAUUAACCGGCAAAAAGAACUGCGCCGCAGUCAAAAGAAGAACCGGAACCACUUGAAGCAAAUGCGAAUUGAGCGACAGCUGGAGAAGCAACGCCUGGCCAAACGGGCCAAUCAUGUUGUCUUCAACCCCGCCACCGAACCCCGCAAGCGGGCAUCGGACCUUUACGACGAGAACGAGGCAUCCGGCUAUCACGAGGAGGACACGACUCUCUAUCGUACCUACUUCGUCGUUAACGAACCUUAUACCACCGAAUACAGAGAUCGGGAAAGCGAACAGUUCCAGAACCUGCAAAAAUUCCUGGACAAUGAUCUGCGCAACUUCUUCUACCGCAACUACGAAGGCGAUAACGAUGACGACGAGCAGGAAAUUCGCAGCACUCUGGAGCGCGUUGAACCCACUAAUGAUAACUUCAAAAUUCGCGUGCAACUCAGAAUAGAGCUGCCCAAUUCGGUCAACGACUUCGGCAGCAAGUUGCAGGAGCAACUGAAUGUCUAUAAUCGUAUCGAUCAAUUGGGCGCCGCUACCGAUGGCAUCUUUUCCUUCACUGAAUCUAAUGGGACAGAAGAACCACUUCAACAUUUUAAUGUGGGCUCUGCGGAACAUCCUACGAUUUACUUUAAAGAGCCAGCUACAGGACACGAAGAUUUUGAAACAAAGCCAACCACCGAAGACCAAGAUAUCGAGGAUGAGCCAAUCGAUGUUGCGUUGACCACGGAAGAGGUUGAGGGCUCUGGUAGCGAUGACUCCAGCUGUCGUGGAGACGCCACCUUCACCUGUAUGCGGAGCGGAAAAAUCAUUUGCGAUGAAAUGCGAUGCGAUAGAGAGAUCCAAUGUCCCGAUGGCGAGGACGAAGAGUUCUGCACCUAUCCAAAUGUUUGUACUGAAGAUCAGUUCACGUGCGACGAUACGUGUCUGCAGCUCAGAAGACGUUGCGACGGAGUAAUCGAUUGUCUGGAUCAGACCGACGAGGCUGGCUGCUUUAAUGAGCAGCCUGAACCGGAGCCUGAACCAGAAGCAGAGCCUGAACCAGAGCCUGAACCAGAGCCCGAACCCGAACCUGAACCAGAACCAGAACCUGAACCCCAAGUCCCGGAAGCCAAUGAGUGCCAGGCCAACGAGUUUAGAUGCAAUAAUGGCGAUUGCAUCGAUGCCAGAAAGCGAUGCAACAACGUUUCGGAUUGCAGCGAAGGCGAGGACGAGAACGAGGAGUGCCCCGCUGCCUGCAGUGGAAUGGAGUACCAAUGUCGCGACGGCACACGCUGUAUCAGUGUGAGUCAGCAAUGCGACGGUCACUCCGAUUGCAGUGACGGCGACGACGAGGAGCAUUGCGACGGAAGUGGCUAUGAUAGCGAGGAAUGUCGCUUUGAUGAGUUCCAUUGCGGGACUGGUGAGUGCAUACCAAUGCGUCAGGUGUGCGAUAAUAUCUACGAUUGCAACGAUUAUUCCGAUGAGGUUAACUGCGUCGAAGACGAAGAGGAGGAUAGGGUGGGCAUACCCAUUGGCCACCAGCCGCGGAGGCCAGCGUCCAAGCACGACGAUUGGCUGCACGAAAUGGACGCCAGCGAGUACCAGGUGUACCAGCCGAGUAAUGCCUAUGAGAAGGCCAAUUCUCAAAAUCCAUGUGCAAGCAACCAAUUCCGCUGCACCACCUCCAAUGUUUGCAUCCCUCUGCACUUGCGGUGCGAUGGCUUCUAUCACUGCAAUGAUAUGAGCGACGAGAAGUCCUGCGAGCCGUAUCAGCGUCACACCACGACUCGACGCCCCUUGACCGCGGCCACGCCCCCCUCCAGAUUCACCACCCAGGGCCCGGGUCUUCUGGAGCGUCGCAAUACCACCAGAGCCACCGAAGCAUCGCGAUGGCCAUGGGCAACGAAAACGACAACAAUCGCGACCACGACUUCUAACCCAAUAACAACAGUUGGCGUAGCGAACAGCUCACCCCAGACAUGCCUCGAAAACAUCGAAUUCGCGUGCCACAAUCGCGAUUGCAUUUCGAUUGAGAGCGUCUGCGAUGGCAUCCCCGAUUGCGGACGCAAUGAAGACGAGGACGACGCUCUGUGCAAGUGCAGCGGCGACAAGUUCAAAUGCCAGCGCGGCGGAGGCUGCAUUCCGAAAUCCCAGGUGUGCGAUGGCAAACCUCAAUGCCACGACCGCAGCGAUGAGAGUGCAUGUCACCUCCAGGGAAGGUUGAAUAAGACUCGUUUGGGGGUCAAGUGCCUGGAGAGCCAGUAUCAAUGUGGCGAUGGAAGCUGCAUCUCCGGCUACAAGCGCUGCAAUGGCAUCCACGAUUGCGCCGAUGCAUCCGACGAGUACAACUGCAUCUAUGACUACGAAGACACCUACGACACCGACCCGAACAACAAUCCAUUGAAUGAAUGUGAUAUCCUUGAGUUUGAAUGUGACUACAGUCGGUGUUUGCCGCUAGAGAAGAAAUGCGAUGGCUACGCAGACUGCGAAGACAUGAGCGACGAGCUCGAAUGUCAGUCGUACACAGACCAUUGUCUAGAGUCUGAGUUCGAAUGCGAUAGCUACUGCCUGCCCCGCGAUCAGUUGUGCAACGGAAAUCCCAAUUGCCAAGAUGGCAGCGACGAGCGCAACUGCACCUUCUGCCGGGAAGACGCCUACCUUUGCAACACCGGCGAGUGCGUGGCCGAUAAUCAGAGAUGCAACGGCAUCGCCGAUUGCGCCGACGGCAGCGACGAGCGUCACUGCGAGACCAACAACCAUUAUCCCACACAAAAUGUGAAUGUUGUUCGACCAAAACUGGGCCCCAAUCCUAUACCAAAAUCCUGCCGCCCCCAUGAAUGGCAGUGUGCGAGUCUCGAGUGCAUCGAUCACAGUUUGCAGUGCAAUGACUUUAAGGAUUGCUCCGAUGGAUCCGAUGAGGACCUCAGCGUUUGCUUUGGCACCGCCACCACCCGACUCAAGCCCAGCGACUGCAGUCCGGACCAGUUCUUCUGCGAUGAGUCGUGCUACAAUCGCUCCGUUCGAUGCAAUGGGCACGUGGAAUGCUCAGAUGGCAGUGAUGAGGUGGGCUGUUCACUGCCAUGUCCGCAGCACCAGUGUCCCAGUGGCCGGUGUUAUACGGAAAGUGAACGAUGCGACCGGCACAGACACUGCGAGGACGGCUCCGAUGAGGCCAACUGCUGUUACGCAAACCAAUUCCGCUGCGACAAUGGUGACUGCGUUUCCGGAUCCGCUCCCUGCAACGGAUAUUCCGAGUGCAGUGAUCACUCCGAUGAGAUCCACUGUAGCGAAACCCCGAAGUGUAUGCCCAACCAAUUCCGCUGCAAUAACGGCCAGUGCGUGAGCUCCUCAGUGCGAUGCAACGGACGAACCGAUUGCCGUGAUAGCUCCGACGAGCAAAAUUGCGCCGCCGACAACAGCAAUGAUCGCAAAUCAAACCAACUGAAUCUCAAGACCUAUCCCGACAGCCAGAUCAUCAAGGAGAGUCGCGAGGUCAUCUUCCGUUGCCGAGAUGAAGGACCCGCCCGCGCCAAGGUCAAGUGGUCCCGCCCAGGCGGACGGCCUCUGCCACCUGGUUUCACCGAUCGGAACGGCCGCCUGGAGAUUCCCAACAUCAGGGUCGAGGAUGCCGGUACUUAUGUUUGCGAGGCUGUGGGCUAUGCCAACUAUAUUCCCGGCCAGCAGGUCACCGUCAACCUCAACGUCGAACGCUAUAACGACGUUGGAUCUCGUCCGGAAUCAGCCUGCACGGAAUAUCAGGCCACCUGCAUGAACGGCGAAUGUAUUGACAAGUCGUCCAUCUGUGACGGAAAUCCGGACUGUUCGGACGCCUCCGAUGAGCAAAGCUGCAGUUUGGGCCUCAAGUGCCAGCCUAACCAGUUCCUGUGCUCGAACUCCAAGUGCGUCGACCGCACCUGGCGAUGCGAUGGCGAGAAUGACUGCGGAGAUAAUUCCGAUGAGACCUCCUGCGAUCCGGAGCCAAGUGGCGCUCCCUGCCGCUAUAAUGAAUUCCAGUGUCGCAGUGGUCAUUGUAUACCCAAGAGCUUCCAGUGCGACAAUGUUCCUGAUUGCACGGACGGUUCCGAUGAAGUUGGAUGCAUGGCACCAUUGCCAAUCCGCCCUCCACCCCAAUCUGUUUUCCUGUUGGAGUACGAGGUGCUCGAGCUUACGUGUGUGGCCACCGGAACCCCCAUUCCCACAAUCGUGUGGCGUCUGAACUGGGGUCAUGUGCCCGAUAAGUGCGAGUCAAAGAGCUACGGUGGAACCGGAACACUUCGUUGUCCGGACAUGAGGCCGCAGGACAGUGGAGCUUACUCAUGCGAAAUUAUUAACACACGCGGCACCCACUUUGUGAACCCGGACACCAUUGUUACCGUUAGUCCCGUGCGUACAGAUGUGUGCGAGGCUGGAUUCUUCAAUAUGUUAGCCCGCAAAGCGGAGGAGUGCGUCCAGUGCUUCUGCUUCGGAGUAGCUAAGGCCUGCGACAGUGCCAACUUAUUUACGUAUGCCAUCCACCCGCCAAUCCUUUCACACCGCGUUGUCAGUGUUGAGCUGAGUCCACUUCGACAGAUUGUGAUCAAUGAGGCUGCUCCUGGCCAGGACCUGCUCACACUGCUCCAUGGCGUUCAGUUCAGGGCCACCAAUGUUCACUUCAGCGGUCGGGAGACGCCUUAUUUGGCCUUGCCCGCGGAGUACAUGGGCAACCAGCUAAAGUCUUAUGGCGGAAAUCUACGCUACGAGGUUAACUACCGAGGCAGCGGAAGACCCGUCAAUGGUCCAGAUGUAAUAAUCACUGGCAAUCGCUUUACACUGACUUAUCGAGUUCGCACUCAGCCGGAUCAAAACAACAGAGUGAGCAUUCCAUUCGUGCCAGGAGGUUGGCAAAAGCCCGAUGGUCGCAAGGCGUCGCGUGAGGAGAUCAUGAUGAUUCUGGCCAAUGUUGACAAUAUCCUGAUCCGACUCGGAUACCUGGAUAGCACCGCUCGUGAAGUGGAUCUUAUAAAUAUUGCCUUGGACUCGGCAGGCACUGCCGAUAAGGGACUGGGUAGUGCUUCUCUCGUGGAGAAGUGCUCGUGCCCACCUGGUUAUGUUGGUGAUUCUUGUGAGUCCUGUGCCUCCGGUUAUGUGAGACAGCCCGGUGGACCUUGGUUGGGUCACUGUGUGCCGUUCAUCCCUGAACCUUGCCCAUCUGGAACCUAUGGAGAUCCCCGCCGUGGUGUGCCCUGCAAGGAGUGUCCUUGUCCACUAACCGGCAGCAAUAACUUUGCCAGCGGCUGUCAACAAAGUCCUGAUGGCGACGUGGUUUGCCGAUGUAAUGAGGGCUACACAGGCAGGCGGUGCGAACAGUGCGCCGCCGGAUACCAGGGCAAUCCUUUUGCUCCGGGAGGAAUUUGCCGCAGAAUACCCGAUACUUCAUGCAACGUGGAUGGUACGUACUCCGUUCAUUCCAAUGGAACCUGCCAGUGCAAGGACAGCGUAAUUGGCGAACAGUGCGACACUUGCAAAUCAAAGAGUUUCCACCUCAAUUCGUUCACCUAUACCGGUUGCAUCGAGUGCUUCUGCAGCGGAGUGGGCUUGGACUGCGAUAGCAGCACGUGGUAUCGCGAUCAAGUAACGAGCACGUUCGGAAGAUCACGCGUCGAUCACGGAUUUGCUUUGGUUACUAACUAUAUGCAACCUACGCCAGACACCGUACCUUUCUCAAUGGCCGGAGAACCCAAUGCGUUAAGCUUUAUAGGAUCGGCUGAGCAAUCUGGAAAUACGCUCUACUGGAGUCUGCCAGCCGCCUUUUUGGGAAACAAACUUUCUUCAUAUGGAGGCAAGCUGACUUACACCCUAAGUUACAGUCCGCUGCCCAACGGCAUUAUGUCCCGGAACAGUGCCCCAGAUGUGGUGAUCAAGAGUGGCGAGGAUCUAAGGCUCAUCCAUUAUAGGAAAUCCCAGGUUGUCCCCAGUGUGGACAACACCUAUUCCGUGGAAAUCAAGGAAAGUGCCUGGCAGCGCGGCGACGAAGUGGUGGCCAACCGUGAGCACGUUCUGAUGGCACUUAGCGAUAUUACGGCCAUCUACAUAAAGGCCACAUACACCACUAGCACCAAGGAGGCCUCAUUGCGACAGGUGACUUUGGACGUUGCCACUCCCACGAACCUUGGCACUCCCCGUGCCGUCGAAGUUGAACAGUGCCGCUGUCCAGAAGGCUAUUUGGGUCUUUCUUGUGAGCAGUGCGCUCCUGGCUAUGCCCACGAUCCGGAGGAGGGAAUCUAUCUGGGACUCUGCAGGCCCUGUGAGUGCAAUGGACAUUCCAAAUAUUGCAACAGCGAUACCGGCGACUGCGAAGAAUGUGCUAACAACACUGAAGGACCUAGCUGUGAGCGAUGCGCCGCUGGAUAUGUGGGUGAUGCCACCCGUGGAACAAUUUAUGACUGCCAACCCGAUGAAGACUACCCGAUCCCGAUUAAUCCGGAACCCGGCAAUCACACUUUGCAAUGCACAGCCUAUUGCCAAAUAGAAGGCAUCUAUGAUUGCCGCGACAACGACUGCCUGUGCAAGAGGAACGUGAUUGGUGAUCGAUGCGACCAAUGCCGCCCUGGAACCUAUGGACUGUCAGCUCAAAAUCAGGAUGGCUGCAAAGAGUGCUACUGCUCUGGGUUGGCCAGCCAGUGUCGUUCGGCAGCCCUCUACCGCCAGCUAAUACCGGUCGACUUUAUUCUUAACGCACCAUUAAUUACAGACGAAAACGGAGUUGUCCAGGACACGGAAAACUUAAUUCCCGACAUAUCUAGGAAUAUGUACACCUACGCGUACACCUCCUAUCUGCCCAAGUACUGGAGUCUUAGGGGAAGUGUGCUGGGCAACCAGCUAUACUCGUACGGUGGCCGCCUGGCGUACAGUCUAAUAGUGGAGUCAUAUGGCAACUAUGAGCGUGGCCACGACGUCGUGCUUAUUGGCAAUGGAUUGAAGCUCAUCUGGUCGCGACCCGAAGGAAAUGAGAAUCAGGAGGAAUACAAUGUCCAACUGCACGAGGACGAGCAAUGGACCCGCCAGGAUCGCGAAUCGGCACGACUGGCUUCUCGGUCUGAUUUCAUGACUGUGCUGUCGGAUCUGCAGCACAUCCUGAUCCGAGCCACACCCAAAGUGCCCACACAACGUACUUCGAUCAGCAAUGUCAUUCUGGAGAGUGCGGUGACCACAAGGACGACAGAAGCAACGCAUGCUUCCGACAUCGAGUUGUGCCAGUGCCCAUCCGGAUACACGGGCACCUCUUGUGAAUCCUGCGCCUCUCUCCACUACCGCGAUGCCAGCGGAGCUUGCAGCAUGUGUCCUUGCGACGCUUCCAACACGGAGUCGUGUGACUUGGUCAGUGGCGGAUACGUUGAAUGUCGUUGCAAGCCACGUUGGAAGGGCGAUCGGUGUCGCGAGAUCGACACCAGCGAUCCAACGGAUAACAGUACCGACGAUCCCGUGCUCACCCAGAUUAUCGUGUCGAUUCAAAAGCCUGAGAUCACCAUUGUGCCAGUAGGCGGUUCCAUGACCCUCAGCUGUAGCGGUCGAAUGCGUUGGAGCAAUAGUCCAGUCAUUGUGAACUGGUACAAGGAGAACAGCCGCCUGCCAGAGAAUAUUGAAGUCCAAGGCGGAAAUCUGUAUCUGUACGACCUGCAGAUCAGCGAUUCUGGAGUCUACAUCUGCCAGGCCGUCAACAAUGAAACCGCCAGCGUGUUUAAGGACACCGUAUCCAUUACCAUAACCAAGAAGGACCAGCUCUCACCGGCUGAGAUUGUGAAUUUACCGAGCCACGUUACAUUUGAGGAAUACGUGAGCAAUGAGAUCAUCUGCGAAGUACUUGGCAACCCAGCACCCAGAGUCACCUGGGCGCGAGUGGAUGGCCAUGCGGAUGCCCAAAGUACCCGGACAUACGACAACCGCUUGAUCUUCAACUCGCCAAGGAAAUCGGACGAAGGUCGCUAUCGCUGCCAGGCGGAAAAUGAACAGAACCGCGAUGAGAAGUACGUGAUCGUCUAUGUCCAGAGCAAUCCGCCCCAGCCGCCGCCGCAACAGGAUCGCUUGUACAUCACACCGGAGGAGAUUAAUGGCCUGGCCGGCGAGUCCUUCCAGUUGAAUUGCCAAUUCACAAGUGUUGCCUCUCUGCGCUACGAUUGGUCGCACAAUGGUCGCUCCUUGUCCUCUUUGCCCGCGCGAAAUGUUCAGAUCCGAGGCAACACCCUGGAAGUUCGCGAAGCCAGCGAAAGCGACUCCGGCAUCUACACCUGUGUGGCCUAUGACGUCCGCACCCGCCGCAACUUCACCGAAAGCGCCCGUGUUAACAUCGACCAACGCGAGGUACAACCAUUUGGCAACAAACCGGUCAUCGAGAGCUUGGAGCAGAAUAUCCUGAUCAUCCAGGGCGAGGACUAUAGCAUCACCUGCGAGGCGAGUGGAUCGCCAUAUCCAUCGAUCAAGUGGGCCAAGGUGCACGACUUCAUGCCCGAAAAUGUGCACAUCAGUGGCAACGUGCUGACCAUCUAUGGAGCACGAUUCGAGAAUCGUGGUGUGUACUCCUGCGUUGCCGAAAAUGACCACGGAUCCGAUUUGUCCAGCACAAGUAUCGACAUUGAACCCCGGGAGCGGCCGAGUGUAAAGAUUGUAUCGGCGCCCCUGCAAACAUUUUCGGUUGGCGCUCAGGCAUCCCUCUACUGCAGGGUAGAGGGAAUUCCCGAUCCGACCAUCGAAUGGGUUCGUGUGGACGACCAACCGCUGUCGCCGCGUCACAAGAGCCAGUCACCCGGCUACAUGAUGAUCGACGAUAUCCAGCUCGAGGACAGCGGCGACUACGAGUGUCGCGCAAAGAACAUAGUUGGCGAGGCGACCGGCGUUGCCACCAUUACCGUCCAGGAGCCAACUCUCGUCCAGAUAUUGCCCGACAACAGGGAUAUUAGGCUCACGGAGGGCGAUGAACUCUCACUGACCUGCGUGGGCAGCGGCGUCCCAAGCCCGGAAGUCGAAUGGGUUAAUGAAAUGGACUUGAAACGAGAUCUCUACAGCCCCCCGAGCAAUGAAGCGAUCCUGAAAAUCUAUCGAGUGACCAAGGCGGAUGCAGGCAUAUACACCUGCCAUGGCAAAAAUGAGGCGGGUAGCGAUGAAGCUUACGUUCGCGUGGAGGUCAAGGAACGGCGCGGAGAUAUCGGAGGAGUUGAUGAUGAUUCCGACCGGGAUCCCAUAAUCCAAAAUCCGGCACAACCACAACACCCUGGCAUCCAACAGCCGGGCAGCAACCAACUCCUGGCCACCGACUUUGGCGACAAUGUGACCCUGACCUGUGACGUGUUCCAAACCCUGAACACGAGCUGGGAACGCGUCGACGGAGCACCACUGCCCCGAAAUGCCUACAGGAUUAGAAACAGGCUGGAGAUUGUGCGCGUGGAACAGCAAAAUCUGGGCCAGUACCGCUGCAAUGGAAUCGGUAGCGAUGGCAACGUUAAGGCCUAUUUCGUUAAAGAGCUGGUCCUUCUGCCCCUGCCCCGAAUCAGGUUCUACCCGAAUAUCCCGCUGACCGUGGAUGUGGGUCAGAACUUGGAUGUGCACUGUCAAGUGGAAAACGUGAAUCCGGAGGACGUCCAUUGGAGUACCGACAACAAUCGACCACUGCCCAGUUCGGUUCGCAUUGUGGGCAGCGUCCUGCGCUUCGUGUCCAUCACACAGGCGGCUGCCGGUGAAUACCGCUGCUCUGCCUUCAACCAAUAUGGAAACCGAUCGCAGAUCGCAAGAGUGGCGGUGAAGAAGCCCGCCGACUUCCAUCAGGUUCCUCAGUCCCAGUUGCAACGGCACCGCGAGGGCGAAAACAUCCAACUGCGAUGCAGUGUGACCGAUCAAUAUGGCGUAAAGGCUCAAGGCAAUGUUGUGUUCAACUGGUUCCGCGACGACAGAAGACGCCUGACGAACAACCCCCGUACGGAUAGCCAGGUCCUGGAGCUGACCAAUUUGCGACCCGAGGAUGCGGGUCGCUACAUCUGCAACUCGUACGUCGAGGACCCUUGGCAGAUACUGCCCGAAGUGUCCAUCGACUUGCAAGUACUAACCCGGGAGCGGCCGAGUGUAAAGAUUGUAUCGGCGCCCCUGCAAACAUUUUCGGUUGGCGCUCAGGCAUCCCUCUACUGCAGGGUAGAGGGAAUUCCCGAUCCGACCAUCGAAUGGGUUCGUGUGGACGACCAACCGCUGUCGCCGCGUCACAAGAGCCAGUCACCCGGCUACAUGAUGAUCGACGAUAUCCAGCUCGAGGACAGCGGCGACUACGAGUGUCGCGCAAAGAACAUAGUUGGCGAGGCGACCGGCGUUGCCACCAUUACCGUCCAGGAGCCAACUCUCGUCCAGAUAUUGCCCGACAACAGGGAUAUUAGGCUCACGGAGGGCGAUGAACUCUCACUGACCUGCGUGGGCAGCGGCGUCCCAAGCCCGGAAGUCGAAUGGGUUAAUGAAAUGGACUUGAAACGAGAUCUCUACAGCCCCCCGAGCAAUGAAGCGAUCCUGAAAAUCUAUCGAGUGACCAAGGCGGAUGCAGGCAUAUACACCUGCCAUGGCAAAAAUGAGGCGGGUAGCGAUGAAGCUUACGUUCGCGUGGAGGUCAAGGAACGGCGCGGAGAUAUCGGAGGAGUUGAUGAUGAUUCCGACCGGGAUCCCAUAAUCCAAAAUCCGGCACAACCACAACACCCUGGCAUCCAACAGCCGGGCAGCAACCAACUCCUGGCCACCGACUUUGGCGACAAUGUGACCCUGACCUGUGACGUGUUCCAAACCCUGAACACGAGCUGGGAACGCGUCGACGGAGCACCACUGCCCCGAAAUGCCUACAGGAUUAGAAACAGGCUGGAGAUUGUGCGCGUGGAACAGCAAAAUCUGGGCCAGUACCGCUGCAAUGGAAUCGGUAGCGAUGGCAACGUUAAGGCCUAUUUCGUUAAAGAGCUGGUCCUUCUGCCCCUGCCCCGAAUCAGGUUCUACCCGAAUAUCCCGCUGACCGUGGAUGUGGGUCAGAACUUGGAUGUGCACUGUCAAGUGGAAAACGUGAAUCCGGAGGACGUCCAUUGGAGUACCGACAACAAUCGACCACUGCCCAGUUCGGUUCGCAUUGUGGGCAGCGUCCUGCGCUUCGUGUCCAUCACACAGGCGGCUGCCGGUGAAUACCGCUGCUCUGCCUUCAACCAAUAUGGAAACCGAUCGCAGAUCGCAAGAGUGGCGGUGAAGAAGCCCGCCGACUUCCAUCAGGUUCCUCAGUCCCAGUUGCAACGGCACCGCGAGGGCGAAAACAUCCAACUGCGAUGCAGUGUGACCGAUCAAUAUGGCGUAAAGGCUCAAGGCAAUGUUGUGUUCAACUGGUUCCGCGACGACAGAAGACGCCUGACGAACAACCCCCGUACGGAUAGCCAGGUCCUGGAGCUGACCAAUUUGCGACCCGAGGAUGCGGGUCGCUACAUCUGCAACUCGUACGUCGAGGACCCUUGGCAGAUACUGCCCGAAGUGUCCAUCGACUUGCAAGUACUAAGAGCUCCCCAGUAUCCUUACAAUCGGUUCAAGGGCGGUGUCUCCCUGAAGGACACGCCCUGCAUGGUUCUGUAUAUUUGUGCAGACUUCAAGAGCAGCAAACUCUCGCCCGCGAAACCUAUCAUUUCCGGACCAACCACCACUCGGGCUCCAGCCAUCUCGUACGUCUGCCAACCCAACGACUUCAAGUGCGUUUCGCAUCCGCACACUUGCGUCAGAGCCAACAUGGUGUGCGAUGGGAUUUACGACUGUACGGAUCACUCUGACGAGUUCAACUGCAUCGGCGGCAAGGGAAGCGGCAAAUCAGGAUCCGACUCGGGAUCGGGGAGCUUUAAGCGCUGGAAGAAGAGCCCAGAGAAAGGAAGGAGGAGCCCGGCGAAGGCCGUUAAGGAAUGGAAGCUGAGGAAGCGCAGCUUCGCGGCUACCCCGCCACCCAACAGCCCCAUCUACCUGCCGCCGCAGUUGCCAGCAAAGAGCCGCGACUACAGCCUCAAACUGGACGAGCAGUCCUCGAACCUGCGAGCGGGUGAAUCCACCGACGUCGAGUGCUACUCCUCCGAUGACACCUACACAGACGUGGUGUGGGAACGCUCUGACGGGGCUCCACUCAGCAAUAAUGUCAGGCAAGUGGGAAAUCAUCUGGUGAUCAGUAAUGUGGCGCCAAGCGAUGCCGGUAACUACGUCUGCAAGUGCAAGACGGACGAAGGUGAUCUGUACACCACCAGCUAUAAACUGGAGGUCGAGGAUCAGCCUCUUGAACUCAAGAGCUCCAAGAUAGUUUACGCCAAGGUGGGCGCCAAUGCCGAUUUGCACUGCGGGGCCGAUGAAAGUCGACAGCCCACCUACCGCUGGUCUCGCCAAUACGGACAUCUUCAAGCGGGACGCAGUCUAAUGAACGAGAAACUGUCCCUGGACAGUGUGCAGGCAAACGAUGCCGGUACGUAUAUUUGCACCGCUCAAUACGCCGAUGGUGAGACUGCGGACUUCCCCAAUAUCCUGGUUGUGACUGGGGCCAUUCCCCAGUUCCGGCAGGAACCUCGCAGCUACAUGAGCUUCCCCACGCUGCCAAACUCUUCGUUUAAGUUCAACUUCGAGCUGACCUUCCGACCGGAAAACGGCGACGGUCUCCUACUGUUCAACGGACAAACUCGCGGAAGUGGCGACUACAUCGCACUUUCGCUCAAGGAUCGCUAUGCGGAGUUCCGCUUUGACUUUGGUGGUAAGCCAAUGCUGGUGCGAGCUGAGGAACCACUGGCGCUGAAUGAGUGGCACACGGUUCGUGUGAGUCGCUUCAAGAGGGAUGGAUACAUCCAGGUGGACGAACAACAUCCGGUGGCCUUCCCCACCCUGCAGCAGAUACCCCAACUGGAUCUGAUCGAAGAUCUGUAUAUCGGCGGAGUGCCCAACUGGGAGCUCCUGCCCGCCGAUGCUGUUAGCCAGCAAGUUGGCUUCGUGGGCUGCAUCAGUCGCUUAACUCUGCAAGGACGCACCGUGGAACUGAUCCGUGAGGCGAAGUACAAAGAGGGCAUCACGGACUGCCGGCCAUGUGCGCAGGGACCUUGCCAAAAUAAGGGAGUCUGCUUGGAGAGCCAGACCGAGCAGGCCUACACCUGCAUUUGCCAGCCGGGUUGGACUGGAAGGGAUUGUGCCAUUGAGGGCACCCAGUGUACGCCCGGAGUCUGUGGCGCCGGACGCUGCAAGAAUACGGAGAACGACAUGGAGUGCCUGUGCCCACUGAACCGAUCCGGGGAUCGAUGCCAAUAUAAUGAGAUCUUAAAUGAGCACAGUCUCAACUUUAAGAGCAACAGCUUUGCGGCCUAUGGAACUCCUAAAGUCACCAAGGUCAAUAUAACGCUCUCCGUACGUCCGGCAAGUUUGGAGGACUCCGUGAUUUUGUAUACUGCAGAAUCGACUCUGCCCAGCGGCGAUUACCUGGCACUGGUACUGCGUGGUGGUCACGCGGAGCUCUUAAUAAAUACGGCGGCUCGAUUGGAUCCCGUGGUAGUGCGAUCUGCUGAGCCACUGCCCCUGAACCGCUGGACAAGAAUUGAGAUCAGACGUCGCCUGGGCGAAGGAAUCCUACGGGUGGGCGACGGACCAGAGCGAAAGGCCAAGUCCCCAGGCUCAGAUCGAAUUUUGUCCCUUAAGACGCACCUCUAUGUGGGCGGCUACGAUCGCUCCACGGUCAAGGUCAAUCGGGACGUGAACAUCACGAAGGGCUUCGAUGGCUGCAUCUCCAGGCUAUACAACUUCCAAAAACCUGUCAAUCUCCUAGCGGACAUCAAGGAUGCGGCAAAUAUUCAGAGUUGUGGGGAGACUAAUAUGAUUGGAGGCGACGAGGAUAGCGACAAUGAGCCACCAGUUCCGCCUCCAACUCCAGAUGUUCACGAGAACGAACUUCAACCAUAUGCGAUGGCACCGUGCGCCAGCGAUCCAUGUGAAAACGGAGGAAGCUGCAGUGAGCAGGAGGACGUGGCCGUAUGCUCCUGUCCUUUCGGAUUCAGUGGCAAGCACUGUCAGGAACACCUCCAACUGGGCUUCAAUGCCUCGUUCCGAGGCGAUGGGUACGUUGAGCUGAAUCGAAGCCACUUCCAACCUGCUUUGUGGCAAUCCUACACUUCUAUGGGCAUCGUCUUCACCACCAACAAGCCGAACGGUCUGCUGUUCUGGUGGGGACAAGAGGCCGGAGAGGAGUACACCGGACAGGACUUCAUAGCUGCCGCAGUGGUGGAUGGCUAUGUGGAGUACUCCAUGAGGCUCGAUGGCGAGGAGGCGGUGAUCCGGAACAGUGAUAUCCGCGUAGACAAUGGGGAGCGGCACAUUGUGAUCGCUAAGCGGGACGAAAACACCGCCAUUCUAGAGGUCGAUCGCAUGCUGCAUUCGGGCGAAACCCGACCCACCAGCAAAAAGUCGAUGAAGCUGCCGGGCAAUGUUUUUGUCGGGGGCGCUCCUGACCUCGAGGUGUUUACGGGUUUCCGAUACAAGCACAAUUUGAACGGCUGCAUUGUGGUCGUCGAGGGCGAAACUGUGGGCCAAAUUAAUCUUAGUUCUGCUGCCGUUAACGGAGUGAAUGCCAACGUCUGUCCCGCUAACGACGAUCCACUGGGAGGAACCGAACCGCCAGUCGUCUGAGGACACAACCAACAACCGAAACUAGCUUUUUAAUUAAACAUUAACAAAUGAAACAAAACGAACAACAAUUUUUAUAUAUACAACAUAUGCAUAAGCCUAAGGAAAUCCACAAAAAUUGAAUAUUAUAUCACUUACACAUAUUAUAAAGAACAAAAACAAAAGAGAAACGAACACUUCAACUACAAUUGCUUCUUCGAUCCUUAAGUCUAAGUUAAAGAUUGUAGCAAGGAAAAAUGCGAAAAUAUCACAAACAUUUAUUUAACAAAAACGCCAUGCAAGAAGUGAAACGAAACAGAUAAAAUAAUGCAACUAAUGCAAAUAAUACAGAAAAUACAGUUAAAGCCUAGAACCCUAAGAACUUACUAACUAACUCGAGCAACAACAACGCAUACUAGCCAACUGCAACCACAAAAUCCACAAUAGUGAAGGCAUUUUAAUUAUAAUUUUAGUCUCUAGCUUAUACCUAUGACUAAGACUCUUUUUUUGACAGCCCAGUGUAAAAAAGUUGGAGAUCGCAAAUUGGCCCUACACACACACAAGACCACGUUAUUAAUUAAAAAGAAAAAACCAAUUGAUAAUAUACCUACAUAUAAUGAUAAAUGAAUUACUAAGAAUGCAACUAUUGUGAACGAGUGAUUAAAAAGUGGAGUGGAUAAAAGCAAAUGCAGAAGAUAUAUUCAAAUGAAAAUCAACAACAGUC
Molecule: messenger RNA, 15949 nt
Organism: Drosophila sechellia
Lineage: Eukaryota; Metazoa; Arthropoda; Insecta; Diptera; Drosophilidae
Gene: trol
Product: terribly reduced optic lobes
Exons: 50
Coding region: 160-15249 (5029 amino acids)
Biological process (GO): homophilic cell-cell adhesion; synapse organization
Cellular component (GO): axon; plasma membrane; neuronal cell body
Molecular function (GO): axon guidance receptor activity; protein binding
Source: RefSeq, a predicted model, not a curated record